UAGAGUGAAUAAUGACAUAAGUAUUGUCCCCUGGAACACCAAGCAUCACUAGGUAGGGACAUUGAAAAGAGAAGUGAUACAUUAAGUUGUCUUAUCUCACCUUUUUUUUCCCCUCCCAGGAUUUCCAGUUUUAUUUCCUAGCUUCAACCAUUUAAGCCUGCAAACUGCAAACUGCAAACUGCAAAACAUCUCCCUUGUCCUCUCAAACCCGGAUUUCGUUUACUGAAAACUCCAGGAAAAAAGGCAUUGCAGGAUGAGAGGUGAAGAUGGUGAUCAUGGGGAGUGGUUAAGUUUAGGCCUGGGAAUGAAUGCCCCUUCAAGAUUUAAAGAGGGGGCAGAUUUGCAGGCAGGGCCUAUUCCGACAAAGGUGUUUUCUUGCAACUUUUGUAUGAGAAAAUUCUACAGCUCACAGGCUUUAGGGGGCCAUCAGAAUGCCCAUAAGAGGGAAAGAGGUGCUGUGAGGCAAUAUCAUUCCCAGAGAAUGAUGUCCACCGUGGCUUGGCCACUCGAUAACAACAAUAUGUACCGAUCGCUUGGCGUUAUGCCCCACUCGCUCGUGCAUAAGCCUGUCAGGGAUAGCUGCAGAACAGCAGCGAGGUUUGGGCAGUCGGAUACCGAGUUCUGUAUGCCAUGGCAGACCAAUAACCCAAUGAUGGAGGAAGCAGGGGCCGGGUUGAAGUGGCCCGGGAGUUUUCGACUAAACCCACAACAACAACCAGAAGAACAGCCUGCAAAUCCAAGCAAGCUGGACUUGAAUCUGAAGCUGUGAAUCUCAGAUUGAACUUUACUUUACUUUACUUUACUCUCUCUAUUGCAGAAUGUCAAUCCCCUAUAUAGUACAGUACAUUCACUAACUUCAAAAACCAUAUAUGUGGUCCACUUAGGCUGAAAAAUCUUAGAAGUGUUGCAGGCUCUUAUUGGACCAAGUCCAAAUGUAAUGUCUACUACUUGCUAGUUACCUAAAAUAACUGUCAAACAUUCUAUUUUAUCCACAAAGUGUUGCAGAAAGC
Molecule: messenger RNA, 1010 nt
Organism: Ipomoea triloba (trilobed morning glory)
Lineage: Eukaryota; Viridiplantae; Streptophyta; Magnoliopsida; Solanales; Convolvulaceae
Product: zinc finger protein 4-like
Exons: 1
Coding region: 254-769 (171 amino acids)
Source: RefSeq, a predicted model, not a curated record